Rhododendron vialii is the source of this 3092-nucleotide messenger RNA. RefSeq names its product chaperone protein ClpD, chloroplastic-like. Gene Ontology annotation, cellular component: cytoplasm. Lineage: Eukaryota; Viridiplantae; Streptophyta; Magnoliopsida; Ericales; Ericaceae. Gene Ontology annotation, molecular function: ATP binding; ATP hydrolysis activity. The coding region runs from base 83 to 2932 and encodes 949 amino acids. The record is from RefSeq and is a predicted model, not a curated record. Gene Ontology annotation, biological process: cellular response to heat. The transcript is spliced from 12 exons.
AAAAUAUGUAUAGCUAUUUGUAGAUACGCCCUCUUCUUCUUCUUCUUCCUCCUCUUCUUCUUCUUCAUUUAUCUUGGUUUUUAUGGAAGCAUCAUCAUCAUGUUCCACACCCCUCUCAGUUCACACACUCCCUCAGCCCCGUCACCGCCGUAUCUCCGCCCAAAAAUUCCACUCUGUACAGCCAAACAACCCUUUUCCUCUCACUACCACCACCACCGCAAGACGUUGCAGCAUUAAUUCUUCAUCUUACUUAGCCACCUCAAUAUCACCCAACACUCCCUUUCCUACCCUUUCUCUCUCCUCCUCUAGAAAGCGAUCUCGCCAGACUAUUUCCGCAGCGUUCGAGCGGUUCACCGAGAGGGCAAUUAAGGUGGUAACGUUGUCCCAAAGAGAGGCCAAAGCUUUGGGGAAUGAUACGGUGUCAACGCAGCACCUUUUGCUCGGUUUGAUCGCCGAAAGCCGUGAUGAUGAUGGGUUUCUUGGGACUGGGAUUACCGUCGACGUAGCUCGUGAGGCCGUUACUGGUAUUUGGCACAGCGAUGGAACUGGUGAUCGGAAUUCGGCUACUUCUGCUGCUACUGAUGUGGCGUUUGAUGCCAGCACGAAGCGGGUUUUUGAAGCCGCCGUGGAGUAUUCCCGUGGCAUGGGCCAUAGUUUCAUUGCUCCCGAGCACGUUGCCGUUGGACUCUUCACCGUUGACGAUGGCGGUGCUGGCCGCGUCCUCGAGAGAUUGGGGGCAGACCCAGAUCACCUAGCAGCCGUAGCAGUCUUGAGACUUCAAGGAGAGCUUGCCAAAGAUGGUAGAGAACCAAUGGCUGCACCUAAAAAGUCGCAUGACAAAUUGCUUUCUGCAAAAGCCAAUAGUAAAAAAUCCUCACAGAGUAUAAAUGAUAAAAGCGCAUUGGCCAAAUUCUGUGUGGAUCUUACUGCUCGUGCUGGUGAUGGACUCAUUGAUCCUGUAAUUGGUCGGGACACAGAAGUCCGGAGAAUCAUUCAGAUACUCUGCCGAAGGACCAAAAAUAAUCCAAUUCUUCUUGGGGAUACUGGAGUUGGGAAAACAGCCAUUGCUGAGGGGUUGGCGAUUAGUAUUGCUCAUGGAGAAGUUCCUAUUCUAUUGUUGACAAAGCGCAUCGUGUCCUUAGAUAUUGGUCUAUUAAUCGCAGGCGCGAAGGAGAGGGGAGAGUUAGAGGGACGUGUUACUGAAUUAAUUAAGGAUGUGAAGAAGUCAGGCAAUGUCAUUCUUUUUAUCGAUGAAGUACACACCGUAGUCGGUUCAGGCACUGUUGGACGAGGAAACAAGGGGUCAGGUCUUGACAUUGCAAAUCUACUGAAGCCACCUCUUGGGAGGGGUGAAGUGCAGUGUAUUGCAUCAACAACUAUGGAUGAGUACAGGACCCAUUUUGAAAAGGAUAAAGCAUUAGCACGAAGAUUCCAACCUGUUUUGAUUAAUGAACCAAGUCAGGAGGAUGCAUUUAGGAUACUGUUGGGUUUGCGUGAAAAGUACGAGUCCCACCACAAAUGCAAGUACACAUUAGAGGCUUUGAAAGCUGCUGUGCAUCUGUCAGCAAUGUAUAUUCCUGAUAGGCAUCUUCCUGACAAGGCUAUUGAUCUCCUCGACGAAGCGGGAAGCAAAGCUCGUAUGGAAUCUUUUAGAAAGAAGAGGGAAGGGCAAACUUCCAUACUUUCAAACUCACCUGAUGUAUACUGGCAAGAGAUUAGAGCUGUUCAGGUCAUGCAUGAAGUGGUUAUCAAAAGUAAAAAUAAUAAAGACAAUGAUGCUUCUACCAUUGAAGGGGAUGAAAGAGAACUUCCGGAUACGUCUUUUCCUGACACAUUUGAUGAUGAUGAGCCUAUGGUGGUGGUUGGACCUGGCGAAAUAGCAGUAGUUGCUUCAAUUUGGUCAGGAAUUCCAGUUCAAAAGCUCACUGCUGAUGAAAGAAUGUUUCUGGUGGGUCUUGAUGAGCAGCUUAAGAAACGUGUUCUUGGUCAAGAUGAAGCGGUUGCAGCAAUUUGUCGGGCCGUUAAGAGAUCUCGGGUGGGGCUAAAGAACCCCAAGAGGCCAAUUGCUACAAUGCUGUUUUGCGGCCCUACUGGGGUCGGUAAAACAGAAUUGACGAAAGCUUUGGCAGCUUGCUAUUUUGGUUCAGAGGCUGCCAUGGUGAGGCUGGACAUGAGUGAAUAUAUGGAGCAGCAUACUGUGAGCAAGUUAAUAGGCCCGGCCCCUGGUUAUUUAGGCUACGGCGAAGGAGGCACUCUUACAGAAGCUAUAAGAAAGCGGCCUUUCACAGUGGUUUUGCUUGACGAAAUAGAAAAGGCCCAUCCCGACAUAUUUAAUAUUCUCCUUCAGAUAUUUGAAGAUGGUCACCUCACUGAUUCCCAGGGUCGAAGAGUGUCAUUCAAGAAUGCAUUGGUUGUGAUGACUUCUAACGUGGGUUCCACACUAAUCGCAGAGGGUAGGCGCAAGUCCAUUGGUUUCUCGGUUACAGAUGAGGAAUCCACUUCAACUUCAUAUGCUGGAUUGAAAGCACUUGUGAUGGAAGAACUUAAGGCGUACUUUCGACCAGAGUUGCUGAACAGGAUAGAUGAAGUGGUUGUCUUCCGUGCCUUGGAGAAGACUCAGAUGCUGGAAAUAUUAAACCUGAUGCUGGUAGAGGUGAGAGGAAGGCUUGUAACUCAGGGAAUCGGUCUGGAGGUGUCCGAAGCAGUGAUGGACUUCAUUUGCAAACAAGGUUUCGACAGAAGUUACGGGGCUCGGCCUCUUAGGAGAGCAGUUACCCUCCUGAUUGAAGAUCAUCUGAGUGAAGCAAUUCUUUCUGGCGAUUUGAGGCCUGGUGACACCGCCGUCAUUGAUUUAGAUGAUUCAGGAAACCCAGUUGUCAGUAAUCGGUCAACUCAGAAAAUUUACUUGGCUGAUACAACAUCCUUGUUAUAGGUAAUCAAUAUUAUAAUUCUUGACAGUAAUUUCAUCCUGUAUACGAAAGUUUCUUUAUAGUGUAGGGAUUACACACAUUCAUUAUAAAAACGAGGAUGGAAAUAACACAGUUCAGAAAUAAUUUUGGUUCAAUAAAAAGCGAAAAGGGUAUUCGUUUUCA